ACGUGUCUACCACUUAAACCUAGCGUUUCUGUCGUCGCCACAUAGGUAGAGAAAAAAAGAAUGCACACAGUCAAAGCCAUCGGGAUUAGUUGAUUUUUGAAUUUCGUAUGGUACGGUUGUAAGCAUGACAACAACAUUGUCCUCUCAAGACAUGGACAUCAGUUCAGAUUUAGCCAAAAAAACGUUACAAGAUUAUGAAGUUAUUUCGGUUAUUGGCAAUGGUGCUUUUGGAACUUGUUUUAAAGUUCGCAACAAGGAAACAGGCGGUUUAUAUGUUUGGAAAGGUAUAGACUAUGAUGAGUUAAGCGAGUCCCAUAAGGAAUCGCUAAUUUCAGAAACAUGUAUGCUGCAGCAGCUCCAACAUCCCAACAUUGUACAAUACUAUCAUCAUUUGAUUAAUCAUGAGGCAAAGUCUAUUUUCAUCGUAAUGGAAUACUGCGAAGGUGGAGAUUUGUCCAAGCUGAUAGCCAAGGCAAAGGCGGAAAAUAAACGAUUCGAGGAACGUUUUAUAUGGCGUACGCUUUUCCAAAUUUGUUGUGCUCUUCAGCUGUGUCACAACAAAAUAGAAAAUGGUACAAUUCUGCAUCGAGACAUAAAACCAGCUAACAUAUUCUUAGACAUGGAAGGAAAUGCUAAGCUAGGUGAUUUUGGUUUAGCCCGCAUGCUUAGACGAAAUGAAGCGUUUGCAGAAUCGUUUGUUGGUACGCCCUACUAUAUGAGCCCUGAAAUUGUAAAGGGUUCCAAAUACGAUCGUAAAUCCGACGUUUGGGCCUUGGGCUGCUUGAUUUAUGAAAUGUGUGCUCUCCGUCCACCUUUCAAAGGAAAAGAAUUUCCUCAACUUUCCGCUAAUAUUUCAAACGGUAAAUUCACCAAUAUUCCCAAAAUUUAUUCGAAAGAUCUCCAGGAAAUAAUUGCGUGCAUGCUAGAAGUUGAACACGAACAAAGGUCCAGCAUUGAGGAAAUUACUAGGCAUCGGACACUAGUGCGUAACAUCAACGAUUUGGGCAAAAAAUUUCCUCGCCUAAUUGACAUAGAGAAUGUUGAGCAUAAUUUACAUGUGGUAACUGAAGGUCGGUGUAAUUUGGAGUGCAGCCCACUACGAGACUUCUCCAGUACUACGUUUUCGGAGCAAAACAGUUUUCAUGAAGGAUGCGGCCAAAGAAGUCUUAGUAUUACUGGCGUUUUCACACCAGACUUAAGGGCAGAACUUUUUUACUCUGCCAAACAAAGGAUUUUCCCAAUUAAUUUCAAGCUACAAGUGUCCGAUCCGGAAUUGUAUGAAACCAUUCGAAGACAAGAGUAUGCCACUAUAGAUGAAACCAUAAAACUAGUCACGAAGGAGAGUGAUCAUGUCAAUCGCGAUGACAACUCUCCACAUUUGAAAACUCGCGAUAUUUUUGAUAGCGUAAUUCAAGACCGACUUCAUGCACUACGUGCCCAAGAAUUUUUGCUGCAACAAAAAGAAGAAACCCUUAUCGCAAGAGAGCAACAAUUGAAUGAGAAAGAAAAACGUUUAUUCGCGUACGAGCAACGUUUAGUGGCAAAGUAUAAGGCCAUUAACGAAGAACAAUCUAUGAAAAUGAAUUGCACUACUCGACCACCUAAAAGUCUAACCGAAUCCUGCCGCAUAUCGUUGACAAAAUUUGAAGUUAACCCCGGAAUGCCACCACCCAUACCACCGAGGAAACCUAUAAGUCACGAUGAAACAUAUUGUACUAUAGAGCUGAACGAUAGUUCCUUAUUACAGCAACAUACGGUGGCCAAAUUGGAUUUGUCCGCAUUGCCAGCCCGAAAAGCCUUUCCCGCUUUGCGCAAAGUCACUUUUCAAUCACCCAAAAAAUUUAUUACCUUCGAUAUUGAUUCCGAAACGAGUAAGGUAACAGCUCCUCCUACUACAAAUCAAAUGCAGACAAGUGUAUCGAGUAAAGGAAGCGACGAAUCGACUGAGAGUUCCUCAACAACAUCGUCAUCAAAACAUCGCCGUAAAUCGAUUCUUUCUCUUUUUGGUUUAAGUCGCAAAAGUAAAGAGGAUAACAAUCAUCCAAUGAAAACGCGGACAAUUCCAUCCAAAGUGCCACCCAACGCUAUCCAAGAUCGGAUAAUAUCGAGAGAAGAAUGUGUUCUUUCCAAAUGUCGGACUACAGAAUUGACGAAAAUUUGGACCAAAGAACACAAAAAAACAGCUUUCGAAAUGUUGGCCGCAUUGAAUGCUUCUGGUCGUUUCGAAGAUGGGUCCAACAAUGCAAAUAUUGCUCCCCGUCAUAAAAUACGUCAAUCGGUGCGUGAACGCGGUACUUUACAACGUAAUCGUAUGCGGCGCUUUCUAAUGGCACAUAACCAACAUCGUGCAAUGAGACCACCGGAACAGAUUGUUCUUUAAAACGUAUUUGGACGAAUAUGCUAGACUACGUUCUUAUAGGAAUUAAAAUUUGCUCUUGUGAUUUGGAAAUUAUUCCUCACGUUAUAAUUAUAAAAAUUUG
This is a messenger RNA of Stomoxys calcitrans (stable fly), 2480 nucleotides long. It is a transcript of the gene Nek2, whose product is annotated as serine/threonine-protein kinase Nek2. Gene Ontology annotation, molecular function: ATP binding; protein kinase activity. Gene Ontology annotation, biological process: protein phosphorylation. NCBI's taxonomy places the organism in Eukaryota, Metazoa, Arthropoda, Insecta, Diptera, Muscidae. The transcript has a single exon. The record is from RefSeq and is a predicted model, not a curated record. The coding region runs from base 125 to 2380 and encodes 751 amino acids.